Messenger RNA from Calidris pugnax (ruff), 1008 nucleotides. Its product is annotated as importin subunit beta-1-like. Gene Ontology annotation, molecular function: nuclear import signal receptor activity; small GTPase binding. The coding region runs from base 1 to 1002 and encodes 333 amino acids. The record is from RefSeq and is a predicted model, not a curated record. Gene Ontology annotation, biological process: protein import into nucleus. The transcript has 8 exons. Gene Ontology annotation, cellular component: nucleus; cytoplasm. NCBI's taxonomy places the organism in Eukaryota, Metazoa, Chordata, Aves, Charadriiformes, Scolopacidae.
AUGGCGCCCACCUUCCUGGUGGAACUGUCCAGAGUGCUGGCCAACCCCGGCAACAGCCAAGUAGCCCGGGUGGCCGCCGGCCUGCAGAUCAAGAACUCGCUCACCUCCAAGGACCCCGACAUCAAGGCCCAGUACCAGCAGAGAUGGCUCGCCAUCGACGCCAACGCCCGCCGGGAGGUCAAGAACUACGUUUUGCAGACGCUGGGCACGGAGACGUACCGGCCCAGCUCGGCCUCCCAGUGCGUGGCCGGUAUCGCCUGCGCCGAGAUCCCCAUGAACCAGUGGCCAGAACUCAUCCCCCAGUUGGUGGCCAACGUUACAAACCAGCACAGUACGGAGCACAUGAAAGAGUCAACGCUGGAGGCCAUUGGAUACAUCUGUCAGGAUAUUGAUCCAGAGCAGCUUCAGGACAAAUCCAAUGAGAUCCUGACAGCCAUCAUCCAGGGAAUGAGAAAGGAAGAGCCCAGCAACAAUGUGAAGCUCGCGGCUACGAACGCACUCCUCAACUCUUUGGAAUUCACCAAAGCAAACUUUGACAAAGAGUCUGAAAGGCACUUUAUUAUGCAAGUAGUCUGUGAAGCAACGCAGUGUCCAGAUACAAGGGUACGAGUGGCUGCCUUACAGAAUUUGGUGAAGAUAAUGUCCCUUUAUUAUCAGUAUAUGGAGACAUACAUGGGGCCUGCCCUUUUCGCUAUAACUAUUGAAGCAAUGAAAAGUGACAUAGACGAGGUGGCUCUGCAGGGCAUAGAGUUCUGGUCAAACGUCUGUGAUGAGGAGAUGGACCUGGCCAUUGAGGCCUCUGAGGCAGCAGAGCAAGGAAGGCCCCCGGAGCACACUAGCAAAUUUUAUGCCAAGGGAGCACUACAGUAUUUGGUCCCGAUUCUAACACAAACGUUAACAAAACAGGUGAGUUCCAAAAUCCCUGCCCCACGUCUGCGUCCAAGCACUGGGAUGGUGAUGCUGCUGCUCCACGGAGGAGCAGAUUGUCCCUUCCAGAGGUGACUUUUU